Molecule: messenger RNA, 1236 nt
Organism: Baudoinia panamericana UAMH 10762
Lineage: Eukaryota; Fungi; Ascomycota; Dothideomycetes; Mycosphaerellales; Teratosphaeriaceae
Exons: 1
Coding region: 1-1236 (411 amino acids)
Biological process (GO): proteasome-mediated ubiquitin-dependent protein catabolic process
Cellular component (GO): GID complex; cytoplasm; nucleus
Molecular function (GO): protein binding; ubiquitin protein ligase activity
Source: RefSeq, a predicted model, not a curated record
AUGGCCGAACUCACCACCACCAAACUCGACCCGGACACGCACCUCAUCCUCGACCAACCCCUCCUCCGCCUCCCGCACGAGCUCCUCCGCAAGAACUUGAAAUCCGCCCAGAGACAAAUCGAAUUGGCCAACAAGUCCAUCACCACCAGCAUCACCGCAUCCGCAACCGCCCACUCCACCCCCGCCGAAACCCUCGCGAGCCUCGACGCCACGCUCGCCAAAGCGCAGAAUCUCAAGCGCAAGCUCGAAGCUCUCCACGCGGAGGAGCGGACGCUGCACCGGCAGCAGAAAGCGCGGAUCCGGCAUUUGCAGGAUUUGCACGAGAUACCCAGCUUGGCGGAUGUCAAGUACGAUGUGUGGUCUCACGUGCGGUUGGAUAGACUGUUAGUUGAUUACCUGCUCCGGCAAGGGUACGUGGAGAGCGCGCGGCAGUUGGCGGCUGGCAAGGGGGUGGAGGAGUUGGUGGACAUCGCCGUGUUCGAGGAGUGCGGCAAGAUCGACGCAGCGCUCCGGGGUGGGGAUGUGAGGGAGGCGUUGGCGUGGUGUGGGGAGAACAAGCAGGCGUUGAAGAAGAUCAACAGUAACCUUGAGCUUGAGCUACGGCUACAACAGUUCAUCGAGUUGGCGCGGACGGGGGAGAUGGGGAAACUUAUGGACGCCAUCAUCCACGCGCGCAAACAUCUGGCCGGCGGUGCGGAUACGGAGUUUGGACUCCGGGCGGGAGGACUACUGGCCCAUCCUCCUGAUACGCUGGUGGAGCCGUACAGAGGGAUGUACAGCCGGCAACGCUACACGACCCUCGCUUCGCUGUUCUUGCAAACCCACCACACGCUAUUCUCACUCCCCGCGCAGCCAUUACUGCAUAUUGCGUUGUCGGCGGGGCUGUCCGCGUUGAAGACGCCGACGUGCCAUAGUGUGCACAACCACAAUAUCGGCACGAGUAGUGCUGGUCACUUCAACAGCAAUGCGGCGAGUCUGACCGGAACGCCGCUGUGUCCAAUUUGUAGUACGGAGUUGAACGAGUUGGCGAGGGCAGUGCCGUAUGCGCAUCAUACGAAGAGUUUCAUGGAGGAGGACCCGGUCGUGCUGCCGAACGGGAGGGUGUAUGGGCGGGAGAGGCUGAGGGGGUUGAAUGAGAAGUUGGGGACGGGGAAGGGGAGGGUGAGGGAUCCGGUGGAGGGGUUGGGUGGGCUGGAGUGGAGGGAGGAGGAGGUUAAGAAGGUGUUUAUUUCGUGA